Molecule: messenger RNA, 1927 nt
Organism: Stylophora pistillata
Lineage: Eukaryota; Metazoa; Cnidaria; Anthozoa; Scleractinia; Pocilloporidae
Product: adenosine receptor A2b
Biological process (GO): G protein-coupled receptor signaling pathway
Cellular component (GO): membrane
Molecular function (GO): G protein-coupled receptor activity
Source: RefSeq, a predicted model, not a curated record
UUUCACAGAGUGAGUCCUGCAGUUAAUUUGUGGUUUCCAUCUGCUCUGAACCCUGAAAGGAGUAUCCGCAUUCAGUUAUUCGUCAAAAAGCUUUUUUCCCGCACAUCAUGAAUGACUCGCAAAACUCGACGUGUAAAGUUUUAAUGCAUCGCUACGCCAUUACUACCGAAGUUGACGAUCUCCGUUUUACAUAUAUCUCAAACAGUAUUUUAAACAGUUUAUUGUCGCAUUUUACCAUCAUGUUUAACAUUGUAACCAUCUGCGCGGUUCGAAAAACUUCAUCGUUGCCAAAGAGCCUGAAAACAUUGCUUUUGAGUCUAGCCGUUUCUGAUAUUGGAGUUGGUUGUCUUGUUCAACCAUUUUACACUUCACUCUUGAUCAAGAACCUACUGAAAGAGAUCCCCAGCUGCAACGCGUUCAAUAUGUUUGUAAUCAUACUGGGUUUGUUUUCUAUCGCUUCGUUCCUGAGUGUCGUGGCUGUAAGUGUAGACAGGUUCUUAGCUAUUCAUCUUCAUCUCAGAUACCAGGAACUUGUGACUCACAAGCGUGUUGUCGCAGUGGUAAUCUCAAUAUGGCUGCUAAGCGUGUUUCUCACAUCUUUGAUCCUCUGGGUUCCAUCGCUAGUGCACUCGAUAUUUUUGAUCAUUUUGUGGGUUUCGUUCUUCCUUGUCACAACAACAGUUUACGUUAAAAUUUACUUGGCGGUAAGAUACCACAAGAAAGAGAUUCAGUCCAUGCAGAUACAGCAGGUGGAACACAGCGGUGAGAUAGCAAACACCGUGAGCGUCCUAAAGUCUGCAGUCGGCGUUUUCUACGUGUAUCUCAUUUUUGUUGCUUGCCAUCUGCCUUACUUGCUGUGUUUGGCAGUCGCUGACCCAACCGUGACAAGUAACACUACAAAGAGCUUGUACCUCUUCUCUCAUACUUUUGUAUUUUUGAAUUCAUCUCUGAACCCUGUAAUUUACUGCUGGAAGAUGAGACACAUUCGGCACGCUAUCAUAGUUACACUGAGGAACAUGCCCUGGUUCAGAAAGAGGAAAAUAUCGCACUAAACUUGGCCUCGGUCGGUCACUACGGAGAGUGUUAAAGACUGAAAAAUGUUGACUAACAGCGGUAGAAUUUUCUAGGAUUGCUUGAUUGAAAUAAGGGGAAUUAUGAAAAGACUUUCGAACCGACUUCACAGCAUGACCUUCAUCUUUAUCUUUGCGCGAUCUCAUUUGAAAAUAAUUUAAAACGUUUCAAUUAUUCCUUCCUGAUUUAAAUGACAGCUAUAAAACAGAGUAACAUGGUAAAAAACAUGAAGUAUGGUAAACUUUCUUGCUUUUUGUUUGUAAAGCCCUAUACUAUCUGUUAGUCGUAGGAAGCCGCAUAUCUUGUUUGAAAACAGAAUUAGAAAGUGAUAGAAAUUCGAAAACAAAGACACUAACUUUUGGACAGAGAAUAAUGAUCUUGGUUGAGUGAUCUUUGCCGUAAGUGCUUUCGAGAGUUAUCUUCGGAUUAAUCCGCCACGUUAAGGAUUUCUUUACUAAUUGUUACUGCACUUAUGCGGAAUCUGUGGCUGGAAUUAACAACUCCGCGUCUUUAUAAAAACAUGAUCUUUAUUACUCUACGACUGAUGUUGUGGUUGAAACUACAGAAAAUAGCAAACGAUUACACUUGUUACACAACAUACAACCUAAAGAAUAACGAUCUUUCAGGUCUUUUUCUAUGUAAAAGGUCUCUUUGAAAUCCCGGCCGGCAGGUCGUUGUUUAUUUAACAUAAGAAAGGAGAAGCGAAAAACGUAACCUCUAACUUUUAAAGAUCUAAUUAUUAAAAAUAUUUCUUUGUGUUGGGGUCUUGGUUGUGCACUCGAAUAUUUGGUAAUAAAGCAACCCACCUCUGAGUUUGAAGCGGGCAAAUUACCGAAUGAGGUGGGUGCUCAUUUCA